Molecule: messenger RNA, 2555 nt
Organism: Trifolium pratense (red clover)
Lineage: Eukaryota; Viridiplantae; Streptophyta; Magnoliopsida; Fabales; Fabaceae
Product: glyoxysomal processing protease, glyoxysomal
Exons: 13
Coding region: 111-2339 (742 amino acids)
Biological process (GO): protein processing
Cellular component (GO): peroxisome
Molecular function (GO): serine-type endopeptidase activity
Source: RefSeq, a predicted model, not a curated record
UGAACCAUUUGAGUCUAUACACUGUUGCAUAGCUCCUGCUUCAGAUUGAAACGCACCUCACCUCACCUCACCUCCAACAUCAACUUCAAUCCUGAUUCAUUCUUCACAGAAUGGAUCACUCUGAAAUCUUCAAUUUUGCUCGGAAUUUCGCAGUUAUGGUCAGAGUUCGUGGUCCUGACCCAAAAGGGAUGAAGAUGAGAACACACGCUUUUCAUCAUUACCGUUCUGGUGAAACAACUCUUUCAGCUUCUGGGUUUCUUGUUCCUGAUACCCUUUUUGAUACUCAAGUAGCUAAGCGUAUAUAUGGUGAUAAUUUUGAGGAUAGGGUAUUGGUUGUGACUGUUGCUUCUGUUGUUGAGCCUUUUCUAUCUCCUCAACACAGAGAGAGUAUUCCUCAGGGUAGGCCUGACUUGAUUUCUGGCGUUCGGAUUGAUAUUAUGACUGAGAAAACCAACGAAGGAUCUGAUCAAGGCAACCCUUGUUUGCUUGAGGGGAAGCUUUUGUCAUUAGUUGACAUUCCUGCUUCAGCCCAUUGUGUCCAGUCACUUGUUGAAGCAUCUCUAGGCUUGUCAGAGCAUGAAUGGGAGGUUGGUUGGUCUUUGGCAUCUCACAAUAACGAUUCUCAAUCCUCCAAAGAUAAUUUUCAAACUCAGGGGAGGUUGGCAGUCGGUGGAUCUGGAAGUGCAAGUAUUAUGUGCAAAUCACUAACUAGAAUGGCCAUUCUUAGCGUUUCUUUAUCUUUCAAGGAUAUGCUGAACUAUAAAAAAUCUUCCAUAAAUAAAAGGGGUGACUUUCUUCUGGCAGUUGGCUCUCCAUUUGGAGUCCUCUCACCAACACAUUUCUUUAACAGUUUAUCUGUUGGUUGUAUCGCAAAUUGUUAUCCUCCUAAUUCAUCUGACGGAUCAUUGCUGAUGGCGGACAUACGCAGUCUUCCUGGAAUGGAAGGCAGUCCAGUUUUCAAUGAGCACGCAUGUCUUACUGGUGUCCUGACCAGACCAUUGAGGCAAAAGACAAGUGGAGCGGAAAUUCAGCUGGUGAUUCCGUGGGAAGCUAUUGUGAAUGCUGCUAGCGGAUUGCUGCAGAUGUGGCCUCAGAACACAGUAGAAGGGUUAUGUUAUCAGGAGGGAAACUCUAAUGCUCUAGGAAAGGAAACUUUUAUCGACUGUGAAAAAUCAGAACCUCAUGUACCCUCUAGUAAUAGACACAAGCAUUUAAAUUUUGGUAGUUCUUCCCCAUUACCAAUUGAGAAAGCAAUGUCUUCUGUUUGUCUUGUUACUAUUGGUGAUGGAGUUUGGGCAUCUGGCAUUUUAUUAAACAGCCAAGGUCUCAUACUCACAAACGCCCAUCUGUUAGAACCUUGGAGAUUUGGGAAAACACAUAUAAGCGACAGAAGAUAUGGAACCAAUGCAGGGAAAUUUUCUUCCGUGUUGGAAGGAACUACAUCUCAUGGCAAUACGGUUGGAAACAUUCAAAUUAGUCAAAAGUUACCUUCAAAGAUGACAAAUCUUUAUCCUUUUGCUAAUGAUGAGAAGGGGAGAUAUAAAUCGAAUCCAACUUAUGACAUCCAUAGAAAUAUACGUGUACGCCUUGAUCAUGUCGAGCCUUGGGUUUGGUGUGAUGCUAAAGUAGUUUACAUCUGUAAAGGACCAUGGGACGUUGCGUUACUGCAGCUUGAACCAGUUCCAGAUAAUCUGUUGCCUAUUGUAACAAAUUUUUCCAGGCCAUUCACAGGAUCAAAGGCAUAUGUUAUUGGCCAUGGAUUAUUUGGCCCUAAGUGCGAAUUCUCCCCAUCAGUCUGCUCCGGAGUGGUAGCGAAAGUGGUUGAAGCAAAGACUCCUCAAUCUUAUCACUCCAUUCAAUCUGAGCACAUGCAUUCCCAUGGCCGUUUCCCAGCCAUGCUUGAAACAACAGCCGCUGUUCAUCCUGGUGCUAGUGGUGGGGCUGUGAUCAAUUCGGACGGUCAAAUGAUCGGCCUGGUUACAAGCAAUGCAAGGCAUGGUGGUGGAUCGAUAAUACCCCAUCUUAAUUUUAGUGUUCCAUCUGUAGCUUUGGCACCAAUCUUCAAGUUCGCAAAAGACAUGCAUGAAUUAUCACUUUUGAGGAUUCUAGACGAACCUAACGAAUACAUUUCAUCUGUAUGGGCGUUAAUGCGGCCAUCAUCUCCCGAGCUCAAUCAAGCACCAGAUCAAUCGCAAUCUGUUUUAGACAAUAAAAGUAAAGAAGAGAAAGGUUCUCGGUUUGCUAAGUUUAUUGCUGAAAGAAAGGAUAUUUUCAAUGGCCCUUCUCCUAUUGGAAAGAGUGGAGUGCUUUCUAAGGAUGUUAUUCCUAGUAAGUUAUGAUGCCUGAUGAAAAUCAUUGAAGUUUUCUUGUUCUGGAUGAAAAAUCAUUAUUGCCAGAAAUUAAUGGCGUGUGUAUUUCCUUGUAAUCUAUGCAUUUUGCAUUGGGAGAUUCUGUGCUAGAUUAUUAGUGGAAAGAAAAUCCAUGAAAUACAUUUUUAUAAAUCUCUAAAUGAUUAUAUUUGUACCUUCCUAAACCUAAAAGCUGAUUUUGCACAA